UGCAGUCUACCCGGUCAUAAUAAGUCAAUCGUCCUUGGAUUUAUCUAUGACUGUGCACAGUUCCAGUAAUAUUUUAAACAGUGAUUAAGCACGUCUUUGGAAAACGCUCGUACAGUUCCACCUCGUAUUAUCAGAAUACACUCCAUACUGAAAUAGCCAUGGACCAUGGACAGAAAUGUUGAGAUGACAAAAAACUCCGUCCAGUGUAAUGUACAUGUAAAUCAAGGAUGGCAAGUGCCUCAGGAUUCAAGUCAAGUUUAACAGGUUCGAAGGCAAACAGAUGGCUGUUGGAUCUGACAGACGAACUCGGGGGAAAUGUCGCCGAGUUUGCCUCGCAUAUCGGAUUCACCGAAUCGCAGGUAAAAGUUAUCCAAGAACCUGGACAACAUCUUCACCAACUGGUCAUAUCAAAAUGGCUCGAUACCAUUGGACAUCACACGACUAAAUACCAACAUGUCGUGUAUACAGCUCUAGUGACAUUAAAGCGACAAGACCUGUUGGACAAGUAUUUCAAAGGAGGGACUCCCGAAAAAUAUUCGGAUGACAUUUGGGAAGAUUUCAUUAAAGAAUUACACGCUAUAGACUUCAACAAUCUAGAAUCAAGAGAACCAGGUCAAGACAAAAAGCCUGACGUCACAAAGAAAAAAAAGAAGAAGAAUAGAAAUGAACAAAAAGAAAAGAUAAAAGAAAAGGUCAUAGAGAGGGACAGAGAAAAGAUGAUUUUGGCAGACGAUACUACGUUGCCUGGCAAUCCGCAGAUAGAUCCUUCUGCAGCAGGAAAUAAACAAAAAGAAAUGGUCAAAGAAAAGGUUAAAGAGAAGGACAGAGAAAAGGUGAUUUUGGCAGACGAUACAUCUUUGCCUGGCAAUCCGCAGAUAGUUCCUUCUGCAGACAAAAAGCCUGACGUCUCAAAGAAAAGGAAGAAGAAUAGUAGGCGUACAAGGACGAAAAGUAGCGAUGGAAAUGGACAGACAGAAAAGGUCAAAGAGAGAGACACCGAAAAGGUGUUAUUGGAAGACGAUACUACUUCGCCUUGUAAUUCGCAGACAGUUCUUUCUGCAGGAAAUGAACAGACAGAAAAGGUCAAAGAGAGGGACACCCACAAGGUGUUAUUGGAGGGCGAUACUACUUUGCCUGGCCAUCCGCAGAUAGUUCCUUAUGCAGGAAAUAAACAGACAGAAAAGGUCAAAGAGAGGGACAACGUAAACGUGUUACUAGAAGACGAUGCCAAUUCGCCUUGCAAUUCGCAGACAGUUCUUUCUGCAGAAAAUAAACAGAAAGAAAAGGUCAAAGAAAAGGACAGCGAAAAGGUGUUAUUGGAGGACGAUAUUACUUUGCCUGUUUAUCCACAGAUAGUUCCUUCUACAGGAAAUGAACAGACAGAAAAGGUCAAAGAGAGGGACACCCACAAGGUGUUAUUGGAGGGCGAUACUACUUUGCCUGGCCAUCCGCAGAUAGUUCCUUAUGCAGGAAAUAAACAGAAAGAAAAGGUCAAAGAGAGGGACAACGUAAACGUGUUAUUAGAAGACGAUGCUACUACGUCUUGCAAUUCGCAGACAGUUCUUUCUGCAGAAAAUGAACAGAAAGAAAAGGUCAAAGAAAAGGACAGCGAAAAGGUGUUAUUGGAGGACGAUAUUACUUUGCCUGUUUAUCCACAGAUAGUUCCUUCUACAGGAAAUGAACAGACAGAAAAGGUCAAAGAGAGAGACACCGAAAAGGUGUCAUUGGAGGGCGAUACUACUUUGACUGGCAAUCCGAAGAUAGUUUCUUCUGCAGAAAGUGUCAAAGAAAAGAACAGCGAUAAGGUGACUUUGGCAGACGAUGAUUCUUUGCCUAGCAAUCCGCAGGUAGUUCAUUCUGCAGACAAAAACAAAACUGCCACAAAGAAAAAGAAAAGUCCGACAAAAGGAAAAGCAAAACAAGAUAUUGUGUAUCAAACGACAAUUUAUGCCGGAGGCAACGUGAUUGUUGGAGACAGCAACGCUAUGGUGUUUGAAGCUACACCUUCUACAGAUGUGCCUCACAAGAAAAUUAGACAGCAGCUUCACGAUAUUUUGAAAGCAAACGGAUCAGUUGGAGGAAACCCGAAGGUGAACACAAUGCAACUACAGAAGCUAGAAUCAUGCUUUAAUCAACGGCAUGGUAAGAGUUUUAAAAGUGUAUAUGACAACUCACUGUUAACGUACUUAGAACAGUCAAAGGAGGUUUUUGUUCUAAGAAUGUUAGGUGAUCAAUGGUUUGUCCACAUGCGUGAUAUUUCCAAUACACCAAAUUCGGGUUCCAACACUCAUGUAAGUAAUGAAGAUUCAUUGAAAACUAACAAAACAAAAGAUUCACCUAAAAAUAACCCAUCUGCGUUAAUUCGCCCUACGCUUGAUCACAGUCAGAAAAGGGAACACAUUCCGAAUAAAUGUACUGCAUUUAAUGACUUCUUGAAAUUUGUAGAUAAUUUUCGUGGAGGAAGGUAUUUGCUUUUGAUUUCCAAAACAGAUUUUAGCAGAAACGUGGAUGCUCUCGCAAAUAUUCCAUGGCUUUGCGUAUUUGAUUUUGAUGUUGAUAGUCGCACAGAUGGUUUGUUCUAUAGGGUUGAAGAUGUUUUCAGAAAACAGGGGAAAGGACUGUACCCUUGCACUUGGUUCGAUCCUCCGAAUAUACAAACAUUCGGGACGGAAUGGUGUUUCAUUUCAGGGGUAACAAAAGAACCGGAAAGCAAAACGCCAGACAGUUUCAAAUUGUGGUAUCCACAUAUCAAAAAAAGAAUUGAGCAACAUGUCGACAAGAUUAACGAAAUGCUAGAUACAGUUAGCGUUUUGACAGUGGUUGCGUGCUGGCCAGAGGAUAGAGCCACAGGUUUGAAGUUCCAAAAAAUAAUUUCUGCAUUAAAUGAAUCCAUUGCGCCUGCCCCAAAGGUUGUUGUUAUUGGUAUUCCGCCAGCAGAACACCAAUCUCUAAUAGACGAAAUGAUUUCUCCAAACUAUCACCUUAAAGAAAAACUUGACCAUGUUUUCCAUGAUCUGUCGACAAAUCUAGGGCCGCAACAAGAUAAUUCAUUAACAUACAGAUUACCAACAGAUGAUGGCACCACUGUAACUCGUAUCAACGAUACAUCAGCAGCCUCUUUCAGAGAAAGUAUGCAAAUACUUUAUCUUGACAACCCAUCUCAAAGUAGUUCCUCUGAUAUGUCUGCUUCUGAAGAAGAAGAACGAUUAUUCUUCAAAGGUGGCACUUUAAGUUGGCAAUCCUACUACACCGAUGGCCCGGAACAUUUUUAUGUUGCGAGGGAUCUACUUCCAACCAUUGUGAAUGAUAUUAAAUGCAAUUUUAUCGACACGUUGAAUCAAGGGUUUGUCAAAAUAUUCCAUGCUCCUGGAGCUGGGGGAACUACCAUUGGUCAAAAUAUACUUUGGAACUUGCAUGAAAUCACACCAUGCGUUCAGAUUAGAACAGACUCAUUGGCAAAGCCACAACAAAUUGCAGAAAAUAUAUCUGUUCUUUACAAGGAGACUCAUAGUCCCAUUGUCGUCCUAUUUGAUGGAUCAGACAAAAACAAGUUUGAACAAAUACAACAACAACUGCAUCACGUGAUUGUGGUUUUUAUAUAUUUAGAACGUGUGUCUGAAACAAAGAUCAAUCUUGAUAAACAUGAGUAUUUUCUCAAAGGAACCUUGUCUAAAGGAGAAGCUAGGCGUAUGGGACCGAAAUUUAUUCGGUGUUGUCAUGAUAAUGUCAAAAAGAAGGACCAGAUCCAAAAGCUUGUUGAUGGGGUCGAGAAAGGUGUAAAUCAUCAUCUCGUCGAGUUUGGGUUAGUCAUUCAUCUACAAGAGUUCAAAGGAGUGGCGAAGUAUGUGGCUGAGUACUUAAAGGUGGACAUAAAGAGUAAAGAGUUGAAUAAGAAUCAGCGAGUUCUUGGUUAUCUGUCACUAGUCAAAUUUUACGGCCAAGGAACCAUGCCGUGUCAAAUGUUUGGAACUUUGUUGGGAAGGUCUGCAGAUUAUAAGUUCACGUAUGACAAAUUUCCGGCUAGCAUCAAAGAAUUCACAGUUCCAGUUGAGUCAGGAUUCGUUCAGAAUAGCGUUAGGAUAUGUCAUUUUCUGAUAGCAAGAGAAAUCCUAGAUCAGAUUUUAUCGAGAGUGUUAACUUGCAAUCAGGGCUUGAACUUGAGUCCGUUAGCAAAGAACCAUCUCCAACCCUUUGUUUUGGAGUUUAUAAAAGAUCUGAAAACCCGACAAGACCAAACAGGUCAAAAAUCAAAAACAAUGCUUGAUAUAAUAAUACAAACGUUCAUUUAUCGUGAAGGUGGAGCAGAUGACACUCAACUGAAAAAACGUCAGUUCUCACGACUGAUAGAAAGCAUACCAUCGGAGCAACCCUUUACUGAACGCCUUCGUGUGAUGGAAACACUUGCGGAGUCUUUUCCUUUCAUCUCAAGUUUGUGGGCGCACCUAGGGAGAGCAUAUUCCUUGCUUUGUCCUACACAACAUGAGAAAACUGAAACAUUUUUCCAGGAAGCGAUAAAAGGUUGUCAAGCAAAGGAAAGUCACACUGAUUCUGAAAAUGACGAUUUCGUUCCGAGCUUUGUAUAUCAUAUGUACGGAAUGUUUUACCUUCAGCGGAUUAAAGCUGAAAUAGCAAAGUGCAGGAAACAAGAUAAUUCAGAGAUGCAAUUUCAGGAUGCAGUCAGGAAUAUGUUUAUUUUAGCAAAUACUGCAUGCAAAGCAUUUUCAGAUUGCAGAAAAUUUGGAUAUGCAGGUUGUCAGGAGUCUUUUGGCUGUAUUGGAGAAAUAAACGUACGGCUAUGCAUAUGUGAUCUCCUGAAAAGCCACUAUCAUUUUGACACGAUCCAAGCUCUUCGCGAAAAGUCGAGAAAUGCCAAUAUAAUUUUGUUUGUUGAAGAAAGCUUAUCAAACAUUCAACAUCUGUUCAUGAAGUGCUUUAACACUGUUGAUCAGUCACAUAUUGAUAAACAGUUUUACAGGAAAGUCACAAACUACAACAUGCUUUUCAAAGGGAUGAUCCAAACGAACUACUUAGCUACUUUAAGUGUUCCUGAUACAUUCCAUACCCGAUGUGCAACGAUUGUAGGAAUGAAGCUGAAAUACGGGGAGGUAAAUCGGCUUGGAACAAUCAAUGACAUCAAAGAUGAAAGAGACAUCAAGUUUAUAAUUACAAUGCUAGAAAAAAACAUUGAUGAUAUCAGGCAACCAGGAGAACAAUACUCCAAUAUGGAUGUAGACUUUGUUUUCAUAGAUUGGAUCCAGGCAAUUCGACAUCCCCAACAGAAAACGUCCUAUUCCUUGGAAGACGUUUUAACAAACGUACGUUUUUGGCACAAAAACAUAUGCAGUCCCUACUCUAUUUUCUACCUAUUUGUCCUCCUGUGUACCCUAUCGAUCCACUCUCGGAGGUCUUGUGAUGUUAACAUUUUAAAAGAAGCAAUGGCCAUAAAAAGGGCAGAAAUGGAAAUGAAACAAAUAGGUAAACAGUUCUCCAACCAAGGGAAACCAAGAGAGUGGCUAGGGAAGGAGAGUGGUAUCCGAUGUAUCGAACGAGGAAGCACUUACCAAAACUAUAUCAAGGGUAAGGUCAUCAACGAUGAGGCAGCAAGCUAUACUCUUGUAGUGUUGACAGGAACAAUCCAGCCUCCAAAUACAUAUAGACAACAUGGCUCGCUCAAAUUGUAUGUCGAAGGAAAUACCGAUGUUCAAGUUAAAGUCCCAUUCUGUCCAUUCAAAACAGGAGAAAACCUCGUGGGAAGCAAAUAUGCAGGCUUUCGUGUCGAGUUUGUUCUCGCAUUCACUGCCCAAUUAGGGUUUGAGGCAUACAACGUGAAGCUAUUGAAGAAAUCUACGUGCAAAAGUUGUGGAGCACAAGUAGAAAUAGUUAGUGUAGAACGUCACAAGGUGUGCAGGUGCAAAGAAAUGGUUGAAAACGAAUUUCCAUAUAACACAGCAAAUAAACCAAAAGCGGAAGAACACCAAAAUAAGUAGAGUAGAGUAGCAGAAAUAAUGCACGUGUCAUAAGGGAUGACAUCUUUUAUCCAAUGCUGGUUUGGCAAAGUUAGGGUUGUGAUAGUAUUAAAAUACUGGAAUUUGUACAGUAAUACUUUGGUUUAAACUUUACGUCCUAUAAGGUCUUGGUGGUUGACAAAAUUAGGAACCCGGAGAAAAAAUAGAGACCUGCGCCCAGUACCUGGCGAAUACCCUACUUAGGCCUGAAACCUGCGAUCCAGUAGUAGAGAGCUAGGGAUCGCAGACGAUCGUCUGCUGCGCCGUCCAUUACAACUUGCAUAAAACGAUAGCGUGCUGUCCUGGUGGAGCGCUCCAUUUUUAAUUUGUAUAGUCCCACCCAAAGAAACAUCACUAUUAUCAAACCAAUAGAUGUCUAUUCAGCUGACUUAACGUUCAUGUCACCAGUAAAAUAAGUAUAGUGAUACUGUGUAUGUAUUUGGUAUUGGAAUUAUUGGAAUAUCCCCUUCGUAGAUAACUUUGUCUAACGGUUUUACAUGCAAGAAUGAGCAUCAACCGUACACUGAUGUAAUUAGUGUUUUCUUAUGUAAAUAGAGAUGUAUAGUGUUAGUUCGUUUCAUUUCGCUGAAUUAUUCCCCACUCAUUAUCAAUAUGUAUUGCCUGGGAAUUAUAGUACAUCAUGCAAUUAUUUGGCCUAAUGUGUACAUUGCAAGUUUUGUUGAAAAUGAAACUAAUCCUGAGCAGAAAUUUCCAUUUUGUAUUACAAUGGAAAAUUUAAAUAUAUCAAAUAAUUUACUGUAUAUUAUUCAUAAAACAUUCAUACAACCGUCACAUGGUCAUAAUAUCAACUGAAAAUACAGUCAUCAUAAAAUCCUUCACCAUAUGAUCAUACUACGUCAUGACUUUUCGCUUAAUAUGUUAACGUCGUACUGUUCAUGGAUCUGAGAUAGAUAUGAAAUAUGAAGGACAUCAUGCGAAGUUUUCGAUCCAGACCUAACCUGGUCGUCGUGGCGAUUAAUUUCAAAACGUUAACUAUGUAUCACUUGUAUUUUUUACAUCAUAACUCAUGAAAGAUUUUCAUAAACUAAGCAAUAUCCCAUGACAAAUUAUUCAUAUAUUACAUGAGUUUGGAAACACGUUCAGGGUGUCCUGUUGUAUUAUUGUGAGUGGUAGUUUACGACAUAUACUAGUAUUGAUGUAAGUAAGGGAAUUUAUUUUAUGCUGUUUAAGGAUAUUUUGUAAGCACAGCUUUUAUUUUAUUUUAUUUAGUUCGCACGCUAUCAAUUAAUGAUGUACAUAGUUUAUUGUUAACUAUUAAUUGUUUUAUAUUUUGAUAAAGCAUCUAUGUUAAAACUUCAUGCAUUUUGUAUGAAUUGUAUGAAUUGUGUAUUUAAAUACUGUAUACCGGAAUAUUUUCGCCCUUUUCCCUUGAAAUCAAUUUUCGCCCCAGUGUCUAUUUCAUCCUUCACAUCUUAUUACUCUGUUUAUUGUUGUGUUUACUUAUAUUCGCUGUAAUGAUCAAUUUGCCUUAACUAUGGAAGGCGAAAAGGGGCGAAAAUUAAACUGCAGCAAAAAAAAAUCCAGUUUAUAGUAUUGAACAAUAUGUAAUUGGUGUCUUACUGAUAUAAAUCUAAGCAUGUGCACGCCCCAAUGUGUCUACCUAAAACAUGUAAAUAUGUGUUUUGUUUAUUAAUUCAUGUAUGACAACAUAGCAUAUGCGAUUGUAACAUCUUUUAACAUGUUAUCUGACUUAUUUGCACCAACAAUUUAUUUUCAAAUCGAUAUAUAUAUCGUUUAAAUGUUCCUUUAUCUUUUACUUAAAUUGUACCUUUCUUGAUGGUUUCUAUACCAUUGUUUGCCUUUUAGAAUGCAAUUACACGGUCAUGUUAUGAGCUGAUAGCUACAGUAGGGCACGUUUGGCAAAGCUAUCUAUGAUAGAUUUAUCUGUGCUCAACUGGAAUUCUCACCUCAUAACCAGACAAUCCUAUUUUUCUGUGAAUGAUUUCUAACUAUUUAGUAAUCAUUCUUUAGAUAAUUUAUUAUUGAUUGAUCGGUUUGAUAUAAGUAAAAGUCUUAAAUUUGCAAAAGCUUUGGUUACUUCUGCCAAAAUUUAUUGUUGAUGAAUUCAAAUAAUUGUGUCUCGUUCGCGGAAAGUUUGCAUAGCUCCGCCCACUUCAAUUGGUGUCAACGUCAUGGAAACUGUAUAUGGUCAUAUAAUAAGAUGAUAACUCCAGUUUGCUGGAUUAAUGUCUAUUGAAUGAAUGUCAGUGUAAACUGUAAAUAUAUUCCUUAUCCUUCCAUUAUAAAACUAUCAUAUCUGAAUACAAAUUGACUGGAUGCUGAGGUAUUGGUCAAUGUGCAUGAGAUUUUUAGUGGACCAAAUACUUUACAUAACCAAACGGAAAACAUGCUUGUUCAUUUUGGUCGGAAGUGGUGUACAUAUUGAUAAGUAUCGUAAUGAAUUAUGUAGAUACAAUUGGGAUGAACCCUUUCAAAAUGUAGAAUGUUUUGUGUUAUCCAAAUAUAAUACCACCAGUCAACGAGUCGAAAUUUAUGUUAACUACGGAUAUCCAAAUAUGGUUGUUAUUACAUUAUCCGUACUGGAUUUCUAAUUUCGUGUAGUCGUUGGUGACAGCGAAUAUAGUGAAAAUAAAUCCUCAACAAAAUUUACCAACAAUACAUUGUUAUUGAUUCCAACAUAAAUUGAACGGUAUUGUCGACAUUGUUAUAUCGGUAUAAAAGUAAACAACCAUUUAACUUGCUGGAAAUUAAAAAUCAGGAUGUUCAUAUGAAAAUGAAAAAAUCAAAAAUUACCGUUCCCUUUAUUUGUCUAUAUCCUAAGAAUUAACUAUCAGCAAUUGCAUACAAAGAUGUUGUGUUCUGCGUGUUUAACGUUAUAAUGGAGAAACACUUAAACUAUCUAUUUGGUAAAUUCAGAGAUUGAAUCGAAGCUUUAUCCAAAUAUGAAAGUGACAUUUAACGUGGAUGCUUUUUUCUUGACGUACAAAUUAUAAUUUGUAAUUUUUAUAUUCAUUCACAGAGUAGAAAUUAAUAUAUGAAUAUGAUUUUUAUAUUUUCAUAUAACUGUUAUACAUGUUGUCUAUAAACAUAUGUUCCUAUAGGGAACGCAAUAAUAUUAGUGAACUUGUAAGUCACUCUUUUCAUUAAUGUUAUGCAUGUGUGUAUUUAGAUUUUUUGUUUGUUUGUAAACCAUUUGAAAUAUUUUUAUAUAAGAAAUAUU
Molecule: messenger RNA, 9207 nt
Organism: Mizuhopecten yessoensis (Yesso scallop)
Lineage: Eukaryota; Metazoa; Mollusca; Bivalvia; Pectinida; Pectinidae
Exons: 21
Coding region: 228-5987 (1919 amino acids)
Cellular component (GO): cytoplasm
Source: RefSeq, a predicted model, not a curated record